UCUUCUGCGAGAGCUGCGCCAUUCCCAUCUGCAGGGAGUGCAGCAUGGGCCGUCACCUGGGCCACACCUUUGCUUACCUCCAAGAUGCCGUGCAGGACUGCAGGGCCGACACCAUCCAGCUGCUGGCAGACGCACAGAAGGGACGACAGGCUGUGAAGCUGAGCAUGGAGAAGGUCCAGGCCAUGGCGGAGCAGGUGGAGAUGAAGGCUAAGGUGAUGCAGAGUGAGGUGAAGGCCCUGGUCCUCAGACACAAGACAGCACUGGAGGAGAGAGAGUGUCAACUACUGUGGAAGUUGGAGAAGAUCCGGCAGGUGAAGGCCAAGUCGCUGUAUCUUCAGGUGGAGAAACUGCACCAGAGUCUCAGCAAGUUGGACAGCUCCAUCGCCGCCGUCAGCCAGGUUCUGGAUGAGGGACGCCACAUCGACGUGCUGCUGGCGCGGGAGAGAAUGCUGAGUCAGAUCCAUGAGCUGAAGGCCCUGAGGGCCCUGAUGCAGCCGCAGGAGGACGACUGCUUCAUGUUCACACCUCCGGACCAGGCGCUCUACAUAGCCAUCCAGUCCAUGGGCCUGAUCAGCAGUGGCGCCUUCGCCCCCGUCACCAAAGCCCAAGGCGAAGGUCUGAAAAGUGCGCUUCAGGGCAAGCACGCCUCCUUUACUGUGAUGGGAUACGACCACGACGGGGAGCCGCGUCUGUCCGGCGGUGACGUCGUGACCGCCAUGGUCAUGUCCGUCUCCGACAGCGCCAUGUCCACCGCCGACAUCAGCGACCACCACAACGGCUCGUACACCGUCAGCUACGUGGCCAAAUGUGAGGGCGAGCACCUGGUGUCCGUGCUGGUGUGCAACCAGCACAUCCAGGGCAGCCCCUUCAAGGUGUUUGUCAAGUCAGGACGCAGCUACGGAUCCCUCGGCGCACAGGUGUCAUCCUUCGGUGCCGAGGGCGAAGGUGACGGUCAGCUGUGUCGUCCCUGGGGAAUCAGCGUGGACAAGGAGGGUUAUGUGGUGGUGGCGGACCGCAGCAACAACCGCAUACAGAUAUUCAAACCCUGUGGCGCAUUUCACUACAAGUUUGGCUCUCUGGGGUCCCGACCGGGUCAGUUUGACCGCCCGGCCGGGGUGGCAUGUGACAGCCAGAGACGAGUCAUUGUGGCCGACAAGGACAAUCACCGUGUGCAGGUGUUUACGUUUGAGGGCCAGUUCCUUCUAAAGUUUGGGGAGAAGGGGACCAAGAACGGGCAGUUCAACUACCCCUGGGACGUGGCUGUCAACUCUGAGGGUAAGAUCUUGGUCUCAGACACCAGGAACCACCGUGUGCAGCUCUUUUCCCACGACGGCUCUUUCCUCAACAAGUACGGCUUUGAGGGGGCUCUGUGGAAACACUUUGACUCCCCGAGAGGCGUGGCCUUCAACCACGAGGACCACCUGGUGGUGACCGACUUCAACAACCACCGGCUCCUGGUCAUCCGGCCGGACUGCCAAUCGGCUCGCUUUCUGGGCUCCGAGGGCAUCGGUAACGGUCAGUUCCUGAGGCCUCAGGGCGUGGCUGUGGACCAGGAGAACCGCAUCAUUGUGGCAGACUCGCGCAAUCACCGCGUGCAAGUCUUUGAGCCCAAUGGCAACUUUUUAUGCAAAUUUGGAACUCAGGGGAGUGGCUUUGGACAGAUGGACCGCCCUUCUGGUGUGGCCGUGACGCCGGAUGGAGUCAUCGUGGUUGUUGACUUUGGGAACAAUCGGAUCCUCAAGUUCUAGGGGGAACAAACCCAAGGUUCUCUCCCUCUGUUUCACCGUUUUCUGAAGGAAACGGAGGCCAGAGAAUGAAUCCCAAAACUGGAGGAGAGCUGAAGGAGGACUUGAGAGCAGGUUGAUGAGAAGGAAAUGAGCUCACAUUCUGGUUGAUUGAUCAAAGGGAAACUUCCAUAACAUUUUCCUUUCCUCUUUCUCAGCUGCUCUCAAUUCUCUGGAAUCUCUCCUCAAGAAUCCUUCUCAGGGAAUUUCUCACUUUUCUUGAACGCUGGUAAGCUCUCUGCUCCACACCUACCUCAUGUAGCUCUUUAUGAAUGUCACUGAGCAGAGGUUUAUUAGUCAAGAAGUCUACCUCUAUACUUUAUUUAAGAGAGACACAAAAAGAUUCUUUAUUUUUUCUUCUUGCACAGGAUUAAUGGAAUUCUUGCUGUGCUAUUGUUUGACUAUGAGUUAAGUGAACCUCCUGAAUGUUGUUGCUGAGACCGCUGCAUUAUUCAUUCUCAGUAGAAGGCUUUCCUCGGACACGUACACUCGUCCUUUUCUUCUUGUUGCAUAGUCGUGACGGCCCAGCCAGAAAAAUCCAUAGCUCAGGUUAUAGUUGGGCUGAUAAGAACCAAGGAAGGCUUUUCAGGCCCUCCUAUUUAGCUUUACCGCCUCGCGGAUUAAAUGCAUUCUUGGAGGACCAAUCACUUUUAUUGUCCUCACCACCUCGUUGCAUCUGGUCAGACUGGACCCAUGAGGCCUAAAGAUCCAGUUCUGAACCACAAGGAUGCAAAGAUUAGUAUGCAAGCGUCUCCUUGGAAAAGUGAGGAGCCAUGUGAUGCAUUUGUUGAGAUCUAUUAGUGAUCUUAACGUAGAGAUUUAAUCGUAGAGUCCAUGUCCCCCCUGAGGCAUGCUGUGUGACAAAAGCCUCAAGUCCACGGUCUGGAGGACAAAAAGAACACCACCACUUUGCAAUCCUUUGGAUGGCGUGGUGGAAUAGCCACCCCUAUAGGGCGAUUGGACCUGACCGCAAAGCCACGCCCACCCCAAUUUAUUAUAAACGCUCAGGUCAUCGCACCCGGUGCUAGUAGACCGAUCCUCUAAAGAUGGAGGUCUAUUGACCAACUACUAGUCAACCAAAGUUAGAAUAUCUGCACAGGCCAACUAUAUAUAUAUCUAAAGAGAAAAGUCAGGUCGUUAAAUAAUCAUUGCUGGCAUAACUCAUGGAGUUGAUAGUGCUGUUGGAGAAAAUAAGAUCCUUUUUUCUCUCCACCUAGAGAACCAAAGAGAAGCCCAUUGCAGUAUCCCCCGAACUCACUGCCCCGUCUUAUGUACAACAAUCCAUAACUGGAACACAGACGGCAGUAGCCCAGAAUGGCAGUAGCAACCCAUAACUGUAGCAACCCAUAACUGUAGUAACCCAUAACUGUAGUAACCCAUAACUGUAGUAAUCCCUUAACAGCAGUAAUCCAAAACUGUAGUAGCCCAUAACUGUAGUAGCCCAAAUCUGUAGUAGCCCAUAACUGUAGUAACCCAUAAUUGUAGUAAUCCCUUAACAGCAGUAAUCCAAAACUGUAGUAGCCUAUAACUGUAGUAGCCCAAAUCUGUAGUAGCCCAUAACUGUAGUAGCCCAUAACUGUAGUAGCCCAAAUCUGUAGUAGCCCAUAACUGUAGUAACCCAUAAUUGUAGUAAUCCCUUAACAGCAGUAAUCCAAAACUGUAGUAACCCAUAAUUGUAGUAGCCUAUAAUUGUAGUAACCCCUUAACAGCAGUAGCCCAUAACUGUAGUAACCCAUAAUUGUAGUAGCCCAUAAUUGUAGUAGCCCAUAAUUGUAGUAACCCCUUAACGGCAGUAGCCCAUAACUGUAGUAACCCAUAAUUGUAGUAGCCCAUAACUGUAGUAACCCAUAAUUGUAGUAGCCCAUAAUUGUAGUAGCCCAUAAUUGUAGUAACCCAUAAACACGGACUUCAAUCUGCACCCCACUUGAAGGCACUGGACAAGUGAAGUUCCAGCAAAAGAAAAGGUAGAAAUAUUCCUCUCCUCUGAGCAGGAACCAUCUGGAACUACAUUCUGCAUCAGCUAGGAAUGAAAGUGUUACCUAGCACUGCCUUCAGUGUCUCUGCAGCAGUGUUACCUAGCACUUCCUUCAGUGUCUCUGCAGCAGUGUUACCUAGCACUUCCUUC
Molecule: messenger RNA, 3909 nt
Organism: Entelurus aequoreus (snake pipefish)
Lineage: Eukaryota; Metazoa; Chordata; Actinopteri; Syngnathiformes; Syngnathidae
Product: E3 ubiquitin-protein ligase TRIM71-like
Exons: 6
Coding region: 45-1748 (567 amino acids)
Biological process (GO): protein polyubiquitination; proteasome-mediated ubiquitin-dependent protein catabolic process
Molecular function (GO): protein binding; ubiquitin protein ligase activity
Source: RefSeq, a predicted model, not a curated record